GUAUUUGUAGGGGUGGACUUCUAAAUGAGUUUGAAAUUACAGACCUUACUGAAAUUCUCGCUCUAACGAAGUCCCCUGUCGUGUAUCUAGGGUUUUGUAACUCUGAAAUUUUAGCAUAAUAAUAUCUGAGAUCCCAGCCUCGUUAGUGAAGAAAGACGCUAGCUUUCUCUCUAAGGCGCAGGCUCCGGUUUCCUCACCCUUUUUGCGAGGCCGUUUGGAAGUUAUAAUAAGUUGUCGAGGAUGUCGGGGAAGGACCAGGAGUAUCGCAUCUUUGUGGGAGGUUUGUCGUGGGACAUCACUGAGCGUCAGCUUGAAGAUGCUUUUAGCCGUUUCGGCAAAGUCAUCGACAGUCAGGUUAUGCUGGAAAGGGACACACACCGUCCUCGUGGAUUUGGGUUUUUAACAUUUGGAGACCGCCGGGCAAUGGAUAAUGCAAUAAGAGAUAUGAAUGGUAGUGAGUUGGGUGGGCGUAUGAUCUCAGUCAACAAGGCCCAACCCAGGAUGGGGGGAGAUGGUAUGGACCAUGCUGGCUAUGGCGAGGGUUACUCAUCUGGCGGUGGUAGGGACAGCUAUGGCGGUGGAGGUUACGUGUCUGGUGGUAGGGGGAGCAGCUAUGGUGGACCGGAUAGGUCAUCAGGACAGGACAACUGUUUCAGGUGUGGGCGUCCAGGUCACUGGGCAAGAGACUGCCCGUUAGAUGGUGGUGGUGGUGGUGGUCGAGGUGGCCGUCCUAUGACACCCCCUUCACGCUCCAGGUUUAGUGCUCGUGGGGACCGCUUUGGCAGUGACAACCGUGAUAGGUACUUGGAUGAUCGCUAUGAUAGAGGUCACUAUGCUGAAAGGGUGGAUCGUCUUGAUAGCAGAGAUGACCGAUAUGGAAGCCGUGAUCGGUAUGUCAGUGACAGGUAUGCUGGAAGUGGAGAUAGGUUUGCUGGCAGUAGAUAUGGAGGCGCAGACCGUUUCACACCGAAUGGGUAUGGAAAAGAGAGAGGAGUAGCAUAUGGCCGUGAUGGGGGUGGCACAAGAGUGAGUGGUGACAGAUAUGCAGCAGCAGGGGCUGGUGGUCCAACCCGAUAUGAGGGGGGGAGAAGUUACAGAGACAGCAGGGCAGGACCUUAUGACCGCCCUCGUAGGGCUGGGCAGUCUCCCUCCUUUGAUCGCUACUGAAGGCUUUACUUGCUUGUUUUUCUGAGUUUUUCCCCCCUCUUUUGACUUUAUCGAAUGAUACUUGGUGGUGGUAUGUGAAAAUGCUAAUGCCUUGUCAAGUAGGUUUGUGAGCUUAGUUGUUGCAGGACUCGAUUUUUAGUGUCUGGUGCUAUCCUUAUCUUUGAUUGACAGUUUGGAGUCCUUUUGGAAUUUAGGCAUUUUGUGUGCGCUUCCCUACAAUUCCCCCUAAAAAAUUUACAUACGACUAAAGAAUAAUUAAAAUAUAUUCCAUCAAAG
This is a messenger RNA of Cuscuta europaea, 1443 nucleotides long. Lineage: Eukaryota; Viridiplantae; Streptophyta; Magnoliopsida; Solanales; Convolvulaceae. The record is from the annotation of a GenBank genome assembly.